UAUUUGGUCUGUAUCAUGUCUGUAUUGUCAACGAAAUGUCAAAUUCAAUUCAAUAAAAAUCAAAAACUAGGCUGUAAAUCAAAUAUUGUAUUCAUGGGAUCAUGGGUUUUUUCAACCCCAAUGACUAAAUUAAAGUAUGACGUUGUAGUUAAACAGUGGUAUACAAUUAAAAGAAUGAAAUAUACUCUGUAAUAUUACAGUUUCUAGCCCGCCUAGUAUCUUACAAAAAAGGAAGACAAUAUUGUACAAUAUGUAAUUGUUUAUAAUAAAUUUAAUGGAUAAUGUUACUUUUUUUAUUUAAUUUUUUAAAUCUCGGUUGUUUUUUUCAGAUAUUAUAAGAUGCCGGAGCAUCUGGAAUUGCAACACCUCGUAGAUCUAUCGGUCGGAAGUGGCGACGAAUCCGUACCUAAUCUACUUGAGAACAAGAGGCCACUAAUCAAACGAUGCCCUUACCUUGGUUUGAUACUUGCAACGCUUUCGUCUUUAUUCUUUUCACUAUGCUCUGUUAUUGUGAAGAGCUUGGUAAACAUAGAUCCCAUGCAACUUGCAAUGUUUCGAUUUAUUGGUGUUUUGCUACCGACAAUACCUAUCGUAAUUUAUACAGAACAACCGGUGUUUCCGCAAGGUAAACGUGUGUUAUUAAUUUUACGUUCAAUUGUAGGCACUGUAGGUCUUAUGUUAAGUUUUUAUGCAUUUAGGAAUAUGCCCUUGGCAGAUGCAUCUGUUAUUGUAUUUUCUGUGCCGGUUUUUGUGGCUCUUUUCGCUAGAGUUUUCUUAAAGGAACCCUGUGGUAUAUGGAACACGAUUUCCAUCAUUUUAACUCUAAUUGGUGUUAUAUUAAUUACGCAUCCACCAUUUAUAUUUGGUAACACUCAGUUGGAAACAAAUCAGAAUUAUAACAGCUUAAGAGGUGCUAUUGCAGCAUUUGUGUCGACGAUUUUUGGGGCAAAUGCCUAUGUUUUGCUUAGAGUUUUAAAAGGCUUGCAUUUUUCCGUAAUUAUGACCAAUUUUGGUGCUAUUGCUAUAAUGCAAACUCUGUUCUACUCUUUUGUAUUUGGCGCUUUAUGUAUGCCAAAUUGUGGGACAGAGAGGUUUCUAGUUGUAUGCUUAGCUUUGUUUAGCUAUUUGGGACAGAUUUUGUUGACAAUGUCCUUGCAAAUGGAGCAAGCAGGACCUGUUGCCAUAGCGCGCUCCGCAGAUAUAGUUUUUGCCUUCUUAUGGCAGGUUAUGUUUUUCAAUGAAAUACCAAGCAAGUUUUCUAUAUUUGGAGCUAUAUUAGUUCUAAGUUCAGUAAUGCUUGUGGGUUUACGUAAAUGGGCAUUAGCCUUGCCAGCAGACUCACAGUUGAGAAGUAAAUUAGGAGCACUGGCACAGUAA
Molecule: messenger RNA, 1377 nt
Organism: Melitaea cinxia (Glanville fritillary)
Lineage: Eukaryota; Metazoa; Arthropoda; Insecta; Lepidoptera; Nymphalidae
Product: solute carrier family 35 member G1
Exons: 1
Coding region: 340-1377 (345 amino acids)
Cellular component (GO): membrane
Source: RefSeq, a predicted model, not a curated record